UGAGGAUUGGUUUAGGGAACAAUGGACUCGGCCAUCGCGAAGCAGCUCGUUGACAAGAUCUACGAGAAGCGCAAGGCCGCCGCGCUCGAACUCGAAAAGCAGAUCCGAGACUGCCAGCAGCAACGAGAUGAGCGGCGCAUAUCUCAGAUAAUCGACCAGCUGGUCGACAUGUUCAGCAAUUCGUCAAACGCGCUGCACGUCCGCAAUGGCGGUCUCAUCGGCUUGGCGGGCACGGCUAUCGCGCUAGGCGUCGAGGUCGCGCCUUACAUGGACAAGUUCAUCCACCAGCUGCUCGCCUGCUUCGUCGAUCCCGAGAACAGGAUACGAUACUUCUCCGCGGAGUGCCUGUACAAUAUCGCCAAGGUGUCGAAGGGGGAGGUGCUCGUAUAUUUCAACGAGAUCUUCGACGCGCUCAGCAAGCUCGCUGCAGACUCCGAACUUUCGGUCAGGAAUGGCGCGGAGCUGCUAGAUCGCCUGCUGAAGGAUAUUGUGGCCGAGUCCGCCUCCGUCUACAUCCCCCUCUACCCUGAAACUGAGAAGAUCCGCGACGAGCACGAGGAGGCCCGUGGUGUUCUCGUCGACUACCCUGACGGCAAGGAGGGCCACCGCGGCAUGCCCGGCACCAAGAAGGCGUUCUCCCUCGCGCACUUCAUUCCCCUCCUCCGCGAACGGAUAUACGUCGUUAGCCCGUUCACCAGGACAUACUUGGUGUCAUGGAUCACGGUCCUUGACUCUGUCCCUGAACUAGAGCUGAUCACGUACCUGCCUGAAUUUCUGGAUGGUCUACUGCGAUAUUUGUCUGACCCAACAGAAGACGUUAGAGUCACGACCGAGAUCCUGCUCGCCGACUUCCUACGCGAAAUCCAGGACGUUAGCAACGUUCGCCACCGUACUGAGGAGCAGGCAAGAAGACAAAGUACCGACCCGGCAGAGUCUCUCCGUCAAUAUGACGGCGCAGAGAAUGGGCCGGACUCGCCGGUUGAGAAUCGUGCGGUCACUCCCUCGCAACAAGACCGAGGCGCGUUCCUGCCCGACAGCGACGAUCAGUCAACGCCCCGCGAUACCGACUCGCCUGCACAGUUGGACGAUGAACGAGAUAACGGAGCUUGGGUUCCCGGUCAAGGCGUUCGCAUUGACUAUUCCGCCAUUGUCGACAUUCUGUUGAGCCAGCUUGAUGGAGAGCAUGAUGAGAUUCAACAGUCAACAGCCCUUCGAUGGCUUGCUGAAUUCAUGACCUUCGCCCCCGAGGUCAUGGUCCCCUUUACCCCUCGUCUCGUUCCGGCCGUCCUCCCCAAUCUUGCUCAUCACGCACCGGGCAUACAGACCCAGGCCAUACGUCUCAACAAGCUCCUUAUGAAUGCUAUUCUGAACCUUCCCUCACCUUCAUCGCCAUCUGUGCCGCGAUUCCAAGGUCGCACUCCGGCAUCACCUUCACCCACAGCUACAACGUCGAGGCAACCCACAACCGCUACCCGGGAUAGCAGCUCACGGGACAUAUCGUCUCCUGAACCGCCUACCGACCCUCCACAGCCUCCCACUCCCGCCGCCGCCAACGCUCCCCUUCCGCGGUCUCGUGGCAGCGGGGCGGACAUCUCGAUGACCAACAUGGUCGGCGCAGUCGCUUCUCGCCCGUUCCCCACGAGCGACGGCGCCAACGCGGCUCCAGCCUCCACGCCCAGCAGACCACACUCGCCGGUGUCCUUAAAGAGCCAGCAUACGCAGGCGCAGGCGCAAAGCGUGGUUAUGGCGGAGGAGCCGGACUACUUCGACUACCAGGGCACGGUGACGGAGCUGACGGUCCAAUUCCUGAGCGAGUUUGAGGAGACGAGGGUCGCUGCGCUCAAGUGGUUAAUCAUGCUGCAUCAGAAGGCGCCAAAGAAGAUUCUGGCUAUGGAUGAUGGAACGUUCCCUGCGCUGUUAAAGACGCUUUCGGAUAGCUCAGAUGAGGUCAUCAAGCACGACCUGCAGCUACUGGCGCAAAUUUCGUCGUCCUCGGAGGAAACCUAUUUCAAGGCCUUUAUGAUGAACCUCCUCGAGCUAUUCAGCACCGACAGGAAAUUGUUGGAAACCCGGGGUAGCCUCAUCAUCCGCCAACUUUGCCUGAACCUAAACCCUGACCGGAUAUACCGGACAUUUGCGGAGAUCCUCGAGAAGGAAGAUGAUUUGGAGUUCGCGAGCGUGAUUGUGCAAAACUUGAACAUGAUACUCAUCACCUCGCCUGAGCUCACGGACUUCCGCAAGCGGCUAAAGAGCCUGGAGACAAGGCAGGACGGGCAAGCGCUGUUCACCACGCUCUAUCGGUCAUGGUGCCACAACGCCGUAUCGGUGUUCUCCUUAUGUCUUCUUGCGCAGGCGUACGAGCACGCCUCGAAUCUUCUGUACAUCUUCGCGGACCUGGAGAUCACCGUCCCGAUGCUGGUGCAGAUCGACAAGCUGGUUCAGCUCAUCGAGUCGCCCGUGUUCACCUAUAUCCGACUGCAGCUACUAGAACCCGAGCGCUAUCCCCAUCUGUUCAAGUGCCUCUACGGACUGCUUAUGCUGCUGCCGCAGAGCACUGCGUUCGUCUCCCUGCGCAAUCGCUUGAACGCGGUAAAUUCCGCGGGCUUCUUGCACAUUGCGCCUAAAUCCUCCAUAAGUAUACCUGCGCGCUCGAAGGUCAACCGCGACCGGGAGGAAAUCCGAUGGCAGGAGCUCCUCCAGCACUUCCGCACUGUCCAGGGAAAGCACGAAAAGGCGCGCAGGCUAGCCCUCGGCUCGGAUGGAUCGCCCUUCACCAGCUUCCUGGAGGCCGAGCGGUACGGGGAUCCCUCGGCUACCAGCGGCGGGCCCUCAAGACCAUCUACGGUGACCAGGCCGCCGAUGCGGCGGAAGGUGACAGGCUCGCCGGAGACGGCAACUGUGAACCCCCAGGCGAGCCCGCCGGCGCAGCAAAGGGGCGGUGGGGCGCUGUCUCCAUUGAACCCGAGGGCGAGGGGGCAGACGGGCCUGCUGUCGAGUGUGAUGUCGUCGCAGUCGUCGCAGCAGUCGAGCGGGUCAGGGGGACAGGCUGCGAAGCCGAAGAGGGUGCCUUUGAAUUUGGGGAGGAAGUAGUAUUGUGGUGUGGGGAGGCUUGCAUUUUUUUGCAUGGAUUCUUUGUACAUAGUUAUUACCCGCGCGCGCACUUUGUACUGUUUAUGAUGUGGCUCCCUUGUCACGGCCAUGAUGCAUACGGCUGAACAUUACGAGUAGUACUGAGGAUAUGAUUACGCCAAGAUGCCAGAAUCAGAGAUUAUUGGGAAGGGUAAGUAGGUGCCGCCGGAUGACCGUGAUAUCGUCAUCUGUUAGGUCCAGGUAUUUCUUGAGGUACGCCUCGACUCCCCCGU
Schizophyllum commune H4-8 is the source of this 3362-nucleotide messenger RNA. RefSeq names its product ARM repeat-containing protein. The transcript has 14 exons. The record is from RefSeq and is a predicted model, not a curated record. The coding region runs from base 22 to 3090 and encodes 1022 amino acids. Gene Ontology annotation, biological process: phosphatidylinositol biosynthetic process; positive regulation of kinase activity. Lineage: Eukaryota; Fungi; Basidiomycota; Agaricomycetes; Agaricales; Schizophyllaceae. Gene Ontology annotation, cellular component: PAS complex; endosome membrane; fungal-type vacuole membrane.